AUGGAUUUGUCGAACAAUCAGUUCUCGAGUGAUAUCCCUACUGGAGUGGCAGAACUCGAUGACCUCUCUUAUUUUUCCUUAUCUAAUAAUAGAAUCACAGGUUCUAUUCCUGAUUCAUUUGGUGAAUUUUGGGGCUUGGAAUCCUUGGAUUUGUCGAGAAAUAUUUUAUCCGGAGAGAUUCCCAAGUCCUUGGAGAAACUCCGUUUUCUCAAAUAUUUCAAUGUAUCUUUCAAUAGGCUUGAAGGAGAAAUUCCUGAUGGAGGAACAUUUGGAAACUACUCGAUUGAAUCAUUUAAGGGGAAUGGAGCAUUGUGUGGUGCAGCUCGACUUCAUAUUCCAAGCUGCAACACUACACCUCAUAGAAAUUCCAAGUCAAGAAAUUGCUUGGUAGCGGAAGUUACGGUUCAGUAUACAGAGGGACUCGCCCAGAUGGAAUGA
This is a messenger RNA of Hibiscus syriacus, 438 nucleotides long. Its product is annotated as receptor-like protein 38. The transcript is spliced from 2 exons. The record is from RefSeq and is a predicted model, not a curated record. Gene Ontology annotation, molecular function: protein binding. Lineage: Eukaryota; Viridiplantae; Streptophyta; Magnoliopsida; Malvales; Malvaceae. Bases 1 to 438 code for a protein of 145 amino acids.